Molecule: messenger RNA, 1637 nt
Organism: Erinaceus europaeus (western European hedgehog)
Lineage: Eukaryota; Metazoa; Chordata; Mammalia; Eulipotyphla; Erinaceidae
Product: nephrocan-like
Exons: 3
Coding region: 5-1543 (512 amino acids)
Molecular function (GO): protein binding
Source: RefSeq, a predicted model, not a curated record
AAAGAUGUACUUGCUGUUUGUGCUCCUAACUUUGCUGUCUUCUUUUGACAGUGUCGAUCCUAGCUGUCCUGGAAGAUGCAGCUGCGAUUCAGGACACUCAGUGCAAUGCUACAGAUUAAUGGAGCUGCCAACGGGAAUUCCUGUCACCACCAAAAGGCUUUACAUCAGCCACAGUAAAAUUCAACACCUCCAGCUAUCUAACUUCAUACAGAUGUUGGCUCUAGAAGAUUUUAUUCUGCUGGCCAGUGGAACUGAGUCUGUAGAAAAUGGCACUUUUAAAACUCUGAGUACCUUGAAAACCUUGGAACUUUGGAAAAAUAAGUUAAGAUGUGUUCCCAGUGCUCUCCCAGCCACUCUGGAAGUGUUAAAACUAAAUGACAAUUCCAUACGUGUCCUACAGGAGUCUGAUUUUGAAGGACUGAAGAAAUUAAAAACCCUUGAACUUAAAAACAACCUGAUCUCCUCUCUCUCUCCCAGCACGCUCUCCGCCCUUGUUAGUUUGCAGAAUUUGGUGUUGGAUGGCAACAAUAUCCAGUCUAUGCGGGCACCACUCCCACUUCCCCAUCUGAAACACAUGAGUGUGGAGAAUAAUAAACUGCACGUUAUACUGUCCAGCUUCUUUACUUCUCUUGAGUCUUUGCAAUUUCUCAGUUUUAGUGGUAACUUUCUGACUAAAAUCCCUACUAAUCUACCGAAGUCCUUGCUGUCUUUAAAGAUGGAGAGAAAUCAGCUCAAAGUGGUAAGAUUUCGAGAUAUGAAACACUUGGAGAACCUUUCCCAACUGUUCCUGUCAGAAAAUUCACUCUCUUCCAUUGAUGGGGCACAGCUCCUUACCAAUUUAACCACUCUGGAGUUAUCUCAAAACCAGCUUCAAAUGUUACCUUUCAAACUACCAACCAGGCUACAAAAACUUGAUAUCAGCAACAAUCUGAUUCAGAGAGUUACAGUGCAAGAUUUUCAGGACCUUCGGGACUUGAAGCACUUGUUUCUGGACAACAAUCUUGUCAGCUUGUUUGAAGCAGGAGCCCUGCAGAGGUGUUCUCAGUUCUCCAACCUGGCCCUGGAGCAGAACCUGCUAUUGUCUAUACCUCUAAGGCUCCCCAAGACCUUAGCCAGACUAGACCUGAAAGGCAAUGCCAUCCAGGACAUUGCUGAGAGGGAGCUCAGAGAUCUAAAGCAGCUUCAAGUUCUAAACCUUAGGAACAACAAGAUUUCUGCCUUAGACCUCAAAGCCUUGGAGGGGCUGCCUCGCCUGAGGCACCUCUACCUGGAUGGAAACCCAUGGAAUUGCACCUGUAGUCUCGUAAGAGCAAGGGAGGUCCUGAAGGCCAAGGGCACAGAUGUGAGAGGAGGGCAAUGUGCAGCGCCAGCUGACCGGCAAGGGGAAAGCUGGAUGUCAUCCAAGAAGAUCAUGAGACAAUGUGAACACAUCUUACACCUGGCAGAAAAAAACAAAGAAACUCGAAAGAAACCAAAUCCUGAAGAUCAUCCCAAUGUCAGAAUCAAUAUAGAUGAUGAUUAUUAUGAUUAUGAAAUAGAUUAAGUAUGAGCUCUAAUUACAGUUUGGAAAGUUGAAAAAAAAAUUUUUUUUUGUAAAUAGAUGUAAUGUUUAGGAUAGUUUGAGGUUCACUGCAAAA